AUGUUGGACGCUUUCGAAAUCCUCACUACUUCUGGCGUGGUGUUGUGGUCAAGGUCUUCUUCCAACAUCGGUGCAAGCGCAGUCAACAGUUUGAUCAACGAUGUCUUUAUCGAGGAAAAAGUCCGACCGAAUGUAGCCCGCUCGAGCAAUCCUACCUACAAACAUGACAAAUACACCUUGAAAUAUACUUUGGUGAAGGAUCUGGGUCUGAUAUUUGUGGCCGUCUACCAAUCCCUUCUCCACCUGACAUGGGUGGACAAAUUGCUCGACGAUAUUCGAACCAUCUUUGUGGAAGUCUACAGAGGACAGUUGGAAGAACUUGAUUACGCCGCCCUGAAAUAUCCCUUUGAUAAGUACUUUGAUGAAGAGCUGCGCAGACUGGAUCAAAGUACAGGCGGAGCAGUCACACAAAUUCCUCGAGUCGAACUGCAGGAAGAAAAGAAAAUUAUCGCAGAAGAAGGAGACACGGGAGGCCCUCCACCGCCGGAGUUACCUCAAUUUCUCAAGGCACAGCCACGUGCUGUGCCGGCGGUGAAUGGAGACUCGACACAGAGUACUCCCGUCCAUUCACCUGAAACGUCCCGUCCCACCACUCCUCUUUCCGGAAUUGCGGGACAUCUGUUGACCGAAAAAGGAAGGCCAGGUAGUCGUGGGUCUCGAAGAGCAAGAAAAGCAGCCCACGCUGCGACAUCCGCCAAUAUUUCUUCUGGAGACGAGUCGAGAAAACCCAGAACAGUCAAAACAACGACUAAGAAAGGACGAGUUUGGGGACCAGAUGGAAUGGCUGAUGAAGCCGAGGACGUGACUCUUGACUAUUCGAUCGUUGACUCUGAUGCGAACGGAGGGACAGGGAGGAGAUCAUCGCCGCCAGAGACGAUCAGUCAAGAAAGUUGGGGCACGAAGAACAAACAAGGUCAAUUUAUCCUGAAAGAUCUUGGCGAUGAAGUUACGAAUAUUCUCAAGUCAGCGGAUUCGAACAAAGCGGAGACGAAUGGAACGGGAACCUCGAAAUUUGGAGCCAUAUCCGGUUACUUUAGAAAUAUUGUUGGAGGCAAAACCUUGACCAAACAAGAUUUGGACAAACCACUGAAAUCGAUGGAAGAGCAUUUGAUCAACAAGAACGUGGCACGCGAUGCUGCAAUCCGACUUUGCCAGGGAGUAGAGGCGGAAAUGGUUGGGAAGAAGACUGGAGCAUUUGAAUCCAUCGACACGGCCUUGAGACCAGCAUUGGAGAACUCCCUCAAAAGAAUCCUCACCCCCCGGUCCUCCUUAGAUCUUCUCCAACAAAUCAACACCGUUGUGAAUCCAUCAGGAGCUAAAGCCCAACCUCGUCCAUUCGUCAUGACAAUCCUCGGAGUCAACGGUGUCGGAAAAUCAACGAACUUGUCCAAGCUAUGCUAUUUCCUUCUCCAAAACAACUACCGCGUCCUUAUCGCUGCUGGGGACACCUUUCGGUCCGGUGCCGUCGAACAAUUGAACGUCCAUGUUCGAAACCUGAAAGAACUCACUGCCCGAGAAAACCUGGGCGCAGUCGAUAUUUACGAACGAGGAUACGGCAAGGACGCAGCCAACGUGGCUAAGGAUGCCGUCACGUUUGCCGCGGCGAACCACUACCAAGUCGUCCUGAUCGAUACGGCCGGUCGAGCGCAUACAAACACCCAACUGAUGGCGUCGUUGGAGAAGUUGGUCGAUUUGGCCAAUCCGGAUUUAAUCUUGCAAGUCGCAGAGGCACUUGUGGGCAAUGAUUCAGUGGGCCAAGCGCAGAAUUUCACCAAGGCUCUGGGUAAGAAUCGCAGACUGGACGGAUUCAUUGUCUCUAAGGUCGAUACCGUUGGUUCCGGCAUCGGGACCAUGAUCAGUUUGGUCCAUGCAACUUCGGUGCCUGUCCAAUUCAUUGGCGUGGGCCAACAUUAUGGAGAUCUCAGGCAGUUGUCUGUUCCUUGGGCCGUGAAUAUGUUGAUGAACUGA
Molecule: messenger RNA, 1968 nt
Organism: Rhinocladiella mackenziei CBS 650.93
Lineage: Eukaryota; Fungi; Ascomycota; Eurotiomycetes; Chaetothyriales; Herpotrichiellaceae
Exons: 1
Coding region: 1-1968 (655 amino acids)
Biological process (GO): SRP-dependent cotranslational protein targeting to membrane
Cellular component (GO): signal recognition particle receptor complex; endoplasmic reticulum membrane
Molecular function (GO): GTPase activity; ATP hydrolysis activity; signal recognition particle binding
Source: RefSeq, a predicted model, not a curated record